Messenger RNA from Drosophila gunungcola (fruit fly), 1124 nucleotides. It is a transcript of the gene Yippee, whose product is annotated as protein yippee. The record is from RefSeq and is a predicted model, not a curated record. Bases 303 to 668 code for a protein of 121 amino acids. Lineage: Eukaryota; Metazoa; Arthropoda; Insecta; Diptera; Drosophilidae. The transcript is spliced from 4 exons.
UGUCGAGAGCCCACCCUGUGGCAACACUAGAAGUUUGCUUUCGAGCGUCAUUAGUAGUUCUGAACCCAAAUCGCUAUUGCUAUAUAUCUCCCAUAUCAUAUCUAAUCCGAUUGCAAGUGCGUGGCGUGAGGGCACAGGAAAUAUCCCGGUGAAUACGGGAAGAGUGUCCACCAGAUCCGAGCAGCUGAUCAAGAAACAAAGGAACCCCAACAGCAAGUACGGGUACAAGCGAGACGGGGCGAGACUAGAAGAGCGAGAGGGGAAGAGAAAGGUGGGGAGGGAGCGGACGGAAGAGAAGCACAAUGGGACGCAUUUUUCUGGAACACCUCGGCGGGCUAAAGCUCUUCAAUUGUGCCCAGUGCCACACAAACCUGACCAACCGCAGCCAACUGAUCAGCACCCGAUUCACGGGCGCAACAGGACGCGCCUAUCUGUUCAAACGGGUCGUAAACCUGACCUUCAGCAAUAUCCAGGAACGGGUUAUGCUCACCGGACGACACAUGGUGCGCGAUGUCAUGUGCAAGAACUGCGGCGCCAAACUGGGCUGGAUGUACGAGUUCGCCACCGAGGAGUCUCAAAAAUACAAGGAGGGUCGCGUGAUUCUGGAGUACGCCCUGAUCACAGAAGCGGAGGGCUUUCCGUCGGAGGCCCCCACCACGAGUCAUUGAACGGAGAAGCUCCCAGCCGGAAAACGAAAACCACGCAUUGGCGAACCGUGUGUAGCCCUAAGUAUUGAGUAGAAAGCCGCAGGCGAUGGCUUCUAUGCAUUAAACCUAGUUAAGAGAUCGCCGUAGUCAGCAGGCGAGUCAGCACCAAGUCCAGUAAACCGGUUGCACGUCAUCCGGCACGGAGGACUCGCCAGCGGCCCAUGGUCUUAACGUGACUUAAACGUAAUUGUAGGCACAUCUAGCACGUAAGCAGCUGCGGCGUCCGAUUCUACCAUUUAACUACUACUGUCAUGAGGCUGAAGUGCUAAAAGAAAGAGAUAUUUCCUGUUACGUUGCCCUGCUCCGCAGAACCGCAACUGAUCCACACUUGUGUCUUUUGAAACAACAAGAUCUCUAGACCGUAAUCAAUCACCAAUCAAUCAAUCAGCAAUAAAGUAACACAAUUAUCGAAUAGUA